UUUUACAUAAAAGAAUUAUUUGGAGGGGGCAAUUAAUAAAAAUAUAAUGGACGAGGAACGAAGGAAACGGAUGAGAAGAACAACGUUGGAUCAACUUGAAGAGGGGAGACUAAUUUUGGCCGUGCCGGAAAUGAAUGAAAGUGAAAGCGAAGAGGCCGAAACAAGUGCUUCCGAUUCCGACCAAGAUUUUGAGUGCAGCGACGACGACAACUUCUUGUAUGGUGCCAUUCAAUCUGGGCUAUAUUCAUCGGAGGAUGAGCUUGAAUACUUUUAUGAUGAUGAUCAGGAAGUGGAACAAGAUGAUGUUGAUCCAGACGAAUUGUCGUACGAGGAACUGAUUGCUCUAGGAGAGAUGGUGGGAGUGGAGAACAGAGGUUUAUCAGAGGCUGAAAUAAAUAAACAUUUAAAUCCAAUUAUAUUAUGUCAAUCUACCACCAAUUUGCUUAUUGACAGGUGUGUGAUAUGCCAAGUGGAAUAUGAAAAAGGGGACAAAUUAGUUACCCUAGGAUGUGAUCAUCCAUACCAUGGGGAUUGUAUAGCCAAAUGGCUUCAAAUUAAAAAGAUUUGUCCGAUAUGCAAUAACGAGGUGACACGUGUAGAGAUAUCCAAGACCGAAGAAAAGAUGAAUGCAAAUGAAUUUGAAUCUUCUAUGUAAUUACCAAAUAGGGAAAAUCAGUAAUGUAUGGGGCUAUAUUAUUUUCUAUUUAAGAAUUAAAGAUUCAAACCCAUCACAAUAAGAUUACUUCAUUAUUUAUUUUU
This is a messenger RNA of Erythranthe guttata (spotted monkey flower), 759 nucleotides long. NCBI's taxonomy places the organism in Eukaryota, Viridiplantae, Streptophyta, Magnoliopsida, Lamiales, Phrymaceae. The record is from RefSeq and is a predicted model, not a curated record.